Molecule: messenger RNA, 2899 nt
Organism: Mus pahari (shrew mouse)
Lineage: Eukaryota; Metazoa; Chordata; Mammalia; Rodentia; Muridae
Gene: Nfil3
Product: nuclear factor, interleukin 3 regulated
Exons: 2
Coding region: 1242-2630 (462 amino acids)
Biological process (GO): regulation of DNA-templated transcription; immune response; transcription by RNA polymerase II
Cellular component (GO): nucleus
Molecular function (GO): DNA binding; DNA-binding transcription factor activity
Source: RefSeq, a predicted model, not a curated record
UUGUUUGUGUCAGGCGCUGUGUCGGCACCGACGUUUUCCAACCCGUUUGUCGUCACCAUGUUUUACGAGCCCUCGGGAAGGUGGAGGGAUGUGUCCUUUCUUACAUUGCAUAAUGGGCCAGCGGUGAAACGUGGGCACCGAGGACGAGCUGAUGUGAGAAUGUGCGCGUAUGUGUGCAAUGAUUUGGUCAUUUUAGCGCAGCGUUGGCUAUUAAAUUCUUAUUGGUACCUCUGUUCCGUCCCAAAUAAGCAUAUUUUAAAAACUAUUCCAUGCAGUUCAUUAUUAAGAAAGAAGAAAUCCUAGUCUUGGAGUAAUGCGCGUGGUGGUGGGGGGUCCUUAAAUGUUCCGAGGUGUUAUUUUUAAAACCCGGACGAGCCAUUGUGACGUUUGCCUCCCCACUUUUCCCAACUGGAAUGCCAUGCGUUUCAUCAGCCUUUCUUUUUCUUUCUUUUUUUUUUCUUUCUCACCUUAUCGUCAUUGGCUUAUUUUUUUAAAGACACCACAAGACAAAUCAUUAAUAGAUUCCUGGAAAUGUGAGGUUAUGUAACUGCCGAAUUUGCUGGCUGUUGAGCAUAGAAAGGGAGCUAAUUACGUGAUUUUAUAAUCUUGCCACAAAGAAAGUAGGGCAAUCUCAGCGUUGAAGAAUGUCAUCAUCAACAGGGGUUUUGUUGGUUCUUUUAAAGGAUAUUUUAAGCCAGAAAGUGACGACCGACUAAGCUUUGACAUAGCUCAUGCUUGCCAAAUGUGUGUCUUUUACCCUAAAAGAAAUGUACGUCUUUCUAAAUAUAGCCCUAUCACAUUUUAACAAUCCUGGCCUCGGUGCUAUUUCUGGUUUCUUCAGGGCUGUGUGCAAAUACGAGCUCAAGGCCAUUUGCUGUAGUUUUAACUCCACGCCUUCCAAGACCUCUGAUAAGACUGUAUUUUUAGGAAGGCAUUUCGCAGCGCCCAGAGACUGCUGGUGAACGCGGGGGCCCCAUUUAUCAUUUUAAAGGACACUUUGGAGGAACUGCUGCGUUCAGAGGCCAACAGGGAAUGGCCAAGUGUCACCUUCUUUUCUGGCUUUUGUAAAUAACAACGGCUAAUGAGAUAACCCAUGAAAGGCUCCUGACAGAUUUACCCUGAGCCGGACAACAGAAGGACCCAUUGAUGGAUGAGAGGCUAAAGUCCUUAAGACCUGAAAGAAGACUGGGGAAGUGAUUUGUCUCCUCCAUCGGGUCUGUAGGACGAGGAGGUCCUUUCUGAUGCAGCUGAGAAAAAUGCAGACCAUCAAAAAGGAGCCUGCACCCCUGGAUCCUACCAGCAGCUCAGACAAGAUGCUGCUGCUGAACUCUGCCUUAGCUGAGGUGGCCGAGGACCUAGCCUCAGGUGAAGAUUUGCUCCUGAACGAAGGGAACAUGGGGAAAAGCAAAUCCUCGGCGUGUCGGAGGAAACGGGAAUUCAUUCCAGAUGAGAAGAAAGACGCCAUGUAUUGGGAGAAACGGCGGAAAAACAACGAAGCUGCCAAAAGGUCUCGGGAGAAGCGCCGCCUCAAUGACCUGGUUUUGGAGAACAAGCUGAUCGCCCUGGGAGAAGAAAAUGCCACUUUAAAAGCUGAGCUGCUCUCCCUGAAAUUAAAGUUCGGUUUAAUUAGCUCCACGGCGUACGCCCAAGAAAUCCAGAAACUCAGUAAUUCCACAGCUGUCUACUUUCAGGACUACCAGACAUCCAAGGCUGCCGUGAGCUCGUUUGUGGACGAACACGAGCCUGCGAUGGUAGCCGGAAGUUGCAUCUCAGUCAUCAAGCACUCUCCCCAGAGCUCGCUCUCUGAUGUGUCUGAGGUGUCCUCUGUGGAGCACACCCAGGAAAGCCCCGCCCAGGGAGGCUGCCGGAGCCCCGAGAACAAGUUCCCUGUGAUCAAGCAGGAGCCCGUGGAGUUGGAGAGCUUUGCCAGGGAGGCCAGGGAGGAGCGGGGCGCGUAUUCCACCUCCAUCUACCAGAGCUACAUAGGAAGCUCUUUCUCCACCUACUCCCACUCCCCACCCCUCCUGCAGGUCCAUGGGUCCACUAGCAACUCCCCGAGAACCUCAGAGGCCGAUGAGGGUGUGGUGGGCAAGUCUUCUGAUGGGGAAGACGAGCAACAGGUCCCUAAAGGCCCCAUCCAUUCUCCAGUGGAGCUUCAACGGGUCCACGCCACGGUGGUGAAGGUUCCAGAAGUGAACCCUUCUGCCUUACCGCACAAGCUCCGGAUUAAAGCCAAGGCCAUGCAGGUCAAAGUGGAGGCUUUGGACAGCGAGUUUGAAGGCAUACAGAAACUCUCUUCACCCGCCGACGCGAUCGCCAAAAGACAUUUUGACCUGGAGAAACAUGGCACCUCGGGCAUGGCCCAUUCCUCCCUCCCUCCUUUCUCGGUGCAGGUGACGAACAUUCAAGAUUGGUCCCUCAAAUCGGAACACUGGCAUCCCAAAGAACUGAGCAGCAAAACUCAGAGUAGCUUCAAAACAGGUGUGGUGGAAGUCAAAGACAGUGGCUAUAAGGUUUCCGAAGCUGAGAAUUUGUAUUUGAAGCAGGGAAUGGCAAACUUAUCUGCAGAGGUGGUCUCGCUCAAGAGAUUCAUAGCCACACAACCUAUCUCGGCUUCAGACUCCAGGUAAAUGGCUACUGACCGAGCUAUGCGUGGAGGAGGAGGCUGUUGGUACCAUACUGAAUUUCCACUGGACCUCUAAAGUCAUUUCACUGUAGUGUGCACAACGGCGUCUGUCUGGGUGUCCUUGUGUACACACGCUGAAGACUUGAUGCCCUCACUCUGCCUGGCGUGUAGUCAGAUAGCCCCCCACAGAGGCUGUACAUACUGAACGUUAUUUUUGCUCUAUUAUAAAGUGUGUAUGUUGCCAGUUUCAAUAAAGGAUUGGUGGCAAGCACA